AUGUGCGUCAUUUCCGUUGUCAGGUGGUGCUGCUAUGGAAAGAUGUGAUCAGUUGUCCUAAGAAGGCUUUUCCCUCAAAACCCCUGUCGGUAAUCGUGAAAUUUCUCCAGUUCGCUUGAAACGAACCGCUUCGUGGUGGAGUAUAAAUGUCGGUGCAACCCUGCUGAACACUUGAUCGGCCAGAAAUGAGUGGGAAUUAGUGUACGACAGAGGAUUCCCUCGGCGGUUUUGAUCUGCAGAAUGUCCAAACGUCGUGCUUCGGAACGAGGGGCCGGAGAGUCAUCUGGCAGAGCCAGCAAGCUUCUUUGUCCUGGGAUUUCUGGCAACAAUGCCAAGAGAGCUGGUCCCUUUGUUUUAGGCCCACGACUGGGAAACUCUCCUGUCCAGAGUAUAGCGCAGUGUCUAGCCAGGAAGGAUGGGACGGAUGAUUUCUACCAGCUAAAAAUUCUGACCCUUGAAGAACGAGGGGACACGGCAGGAGAAACACAAGAAGAAAGACAAGGCAAAAUGCUCCUUCACACAGAGUAUUCUCUACUGUCAUUGCUUUCAAAUCAAGAAGGAGUGGUGCACCAUCAUGGCCUCUUCCAGGAUCGCUCUUGUGAGAUCGUCGAGGACAUCGAGGCCAACAAGGUGCGGAGAAUGAAGAGACGAAUCUGUCUGGUGCUCGACUGCCUCUGUGCCCACGACUUCAGUGACAAGACGGCCGACCUCAUCAACCUGCAGCAUUACGUCAUCAAGGAAAAACGACUGAGCGAGCGCGAGGCCAUCAUUAUUUUCUAUGAUGUGGUGAGAGUGGUGGAGGCGUUGCAUAAGAAGAACAUCGUGCAUAGAGACUUGAAGCUUGGAAACAUGGUGCUUAAUAAAAGGACCCAUCGGAUCACCAUCACAAACUUUUGCCUUGGCAAGCAUUUGGUGAGUGAGGAAGAUCUGUUAAAGGACCAGCGAGGUAGUCCAGCCUACAUCAGCCCAGAUGUCCUGAGCGGUCGACCGUAUCGUGGCAAGCCCAGUGAUAUGUGGGCACUCGGUGUAGUGCUGUUCACCAUGCUUUAUGGCCAGUUCCCAUUCUACGACAGUAUACCUCAAGAGCUCUUCCGCAAGAUCAAAGGAGCAGAGUACUCCAUCCCUGAGGAUGGACGUGUCUCUGAAAGUACAGUGUGUUUGAUCAGGAAGCUCCUGGUGCUUGACCCCCAGCAGAGGCUCACCGCCACAGAGGUGCUGGAGUCUCUGAGUGCAAUCAUCGCAUCCUGGCAAUCUGUUUCCUCGAUGAGCGGCCCUCUGCAAGUGGUGCCAGACAUAGACGAUCAGCUUAACCACCCUGAGCAUCUUCAGGAGGCGAAAGUGACAGAGGAGUCGUCUCAGUAUGAAUUUGAGAACUACAUGAGGCAACAGCUCUUGUUGGCAGAAGAGAAGAACACUAUCCACGAGACCAAGAACUUCCUCAGCAAGAGGCAUUUUGGUAACGUGCCUCCAGUGAGGCGCCUCGGCCACGACGCUCAGCCCAUCAGCCCUCUGGACGCCGCAUUACUGGCCCAGCGCUUCCUCCGGAAGUAGAACCACCGUACUGUCACCAGGAGUGAAGCGAGCCACGGAACUGGGCGCACACUUGUGUAUGUUUGUGCAUGUGAGAGAGAGAGAGAGAGAGAGAGAGAGAGUGUGUGUGUGUGUCCGGCAAACACUGGCCAAGGAACAGCUCAGCACCCUGUCGCUACAUUCAUCAGCACAGGACACAAACAGGUCUAAUGAGACUCUGAACACCAUGUCCACCUUUGCCCAAAUCUGACACACACUCACUCACUCACACACACGCACGCACACAUAAACAGCAAUACCCCAACAGAAUCAUGUAGCAGAUCACACACACAUAACACACAACCACCCUUUCCCAUCCACCUCUCCCCCAGCACUUUCUACAGGAAUGCCUCGGAUCACAUGAUCAACCCUUUUGUUCUGUUCCCAUCAACCAUUAUGUCUGUUUCACUCUGACUGCAAAUCUACCUCUUACCAUUUUUUUUCUAUCUCUCUAUUUCCUCCUUUCUCGGUCAGUUUUUAGCAGCGCUCUCCGUUCUGAAAGCAGGACUCGUCGUGUUGAGCGGGAGACAAGCACAGGCUCAAGAGCAUUAGCAUUGUGGUUGUGUAACUAUCUUGUCAAAACCAGUGAUUGGUUUUUUCCUUGAAAAUAAGCUCCCCCUCUCCUCUUCUACUCAAACAGUAGCAUUUUGAAUACGAUUAUUCUUUCUUUCCAUUGAAGAUGUUAACUAUCACAAGUUAGAAAGCUAAUAACCUCAUAUUACCGAAGCGCAUGUUUCACACUCCUCUUUGAAUGGGUUUCUGUUGGCAGCUAGCAUCUGUGUCUGGAUGCGUAGAACCAAAACUUGGCAUCCAAACCAGCCGAUAUGGUACGUUAUCCCAUCCCUUCCACCCUCCCUCCCUCCUUCUCUUUUUUUUUUUUCUUUCAUCCAAUCUGAAGGCACCAAACGCUAAAGACCACCAUUUCCUGUGCAUUUGACCAGUGUACGUUUCAUCGCUUGAUGCGCCACCGCAGCGGACUCUUAAGAGCUGAGCUGGGUGGCACUGGUGUGGAUUUUCUUGCGUCACGCAGGGCUGUGCUUGGAAAAAGACAAGGUACUGGACAGCUGGUGAUGGGAUGAAACUGUCAGGAAGCAGGGCGGCUGAGCCGGUAGUCAUGCGGAAGUCUAAGCCAAGAUAAGCCCUGUAAGCACAGCCCUUAAGACCUCCUUUUCUUUGGUGUCCCUCCAUCAAGAGCGCUCGCCCUCUCUGAUUGCAUGCCAAGCCAUCAAAGUGCAUCUUCCGCCAUGUCUCCGGUGCUUUUCGUUCCCCACACAGAUUUCAGCUGCAGCUCAGGGAUCAUGGAUUGGCCGCUAGGGAACGUUUCCGGCAGCAGUGAUACACAAAGAAACCCAUUGGACAGGGGACUGUCUUUUUGUUUUUAAUCCCAUCUCCUCAUCCACCCCUCAUCUCCAUCUGUGGUCAUUAAAUAAUGUUCAUCAGGAAGGAAAUGCCAUCAGUCUCACUCAAUCCGUUUCUUACAAGGAAACAUUUGACUUUUCUGUUUGGUUUUUUUCCCUCAAAUCCUGUUUUAAGCUACCCCAUGUGUAUAAAGCAUAACUGUGGGAUAUCUUGCCUUAGAUUAUCGACAGAUUCAACCGUGAGCAGUGAAUAUGUACUUUUGAUGCUAGAUUAUAUCUUAGUAUACUAGGCGGUUGGCUUGCAUUGACCUGUGGCUUAGUUUGCAAUGCCUUUAUGUCCGGCUCCACUCAUGUCGUUUAGAUGAAAAGGUCAUUCAGUACUGUAGGUCUCUCAACUCAUGGCUAGCAGCUUGGCUUGUCCUUUUUAACCCGUACUUUAAUUUCCUCUGUACUUCUCGCCUUUCUGUUUUCCUUUGUAAUUUAUUUGCUGUUUAUAAUUCGUCUGCCAUGGUAAAUGUAGAGAUCAUGUAUCACUCAGAAGCAUUGCUGUGAUGUCUCACGUUUUUUCCUUCUAUCUUCAGUGAAGGUUUUUCUUUUAUCGACUUUCUUCUUUUUUUUUUAUUCUUGAAUAAUUAUUGCAACAAUCCUAUUGGUAUAUUAAGCUACACUAAUUAGGAGACUGACUUUGCAUAGCUCUAUUUUUAAGUCAACUAAAUUAUCGUGCACGUUAGCAUAACAUGUAGAGUUUAUCUUGCGAGGUAAGGAUGAUAUCGCACUCUGGCCAGUGUGAAAGACAUCGCAGUGGCGAAAUCAGUAGUGCAAAACCCAGUACAGGGUGUUAGUACUUUGAAGAUUCACACCAACGUUUCAGCGCAAGCCACCAUCGAAAGCAUUAGUUUUUCCCACCUCAAUGUGAAUAUAUUUGAUCGUAAAGCAGUAUUGUAGUGGAUAAUAUGUGUGACUUGAUGACGGAGAAGAGCAAAGUCUUUUGCGUAGUUUCCAAAAGGAGAUCCAAUAUCCUAGGUCCACGUAGAGAUAUCACGAAAGCCAUUAUAUCAUAGCGAAAUCCGUAAGGUUGCAAUAUGACUGCUGUUGAUGUGAUUGUUUAGUCUGUAUCCAAAACCUAUUAAAGAAUUAGUAUUUUUCAGUUUUAAUAUAGCCCCCUUUUCGUAAGUGACUGCAAACGGCCCCCCCUCCACCCUUGCAUAGGCAGUUUCGUGAUGUCCAAAUUCUGUCUGCAGCAUGAGAAGUGUAUGUUGUUGAGCUCUGUAUACAUUUUACAAUUAACAAUUAGUGCAUGAUUCUGAUAAGCAAGACGCGCCACGAGAUGCAGCAGAAAUUGGAGUGAAUGUGGGAGUUUGCAAACGCUGAGUACUCCGAAAAAGACACUGCAAGGGAAAAUCCUAAACAUUAGGUUUGAUUUUCUUUUCUUUUUUUAAGCCACUUUGUGCAGGUGUUUCAUAAAUUGGGAGGUUCGUCUUUUGAAUUGUUACCUUUUUUUCUGCGUCUUUUAUUAAAACUGGAAAAUUAAAAUCUGGUAUAAAAUGAAACUAGUCAAAAGCCUGAAAGUUUGAUGUCGUAAGCUGCUCUGUUAGAAUGGUGUCAAAGGAAAAAAAAAAAACUGGGUAAUUGUACAGAGAUGAAAAACAAAUUUGUAUAAAAGACAUAUUUUUGUACUUCAUCAAAUCUCUACAUGCAUGUCAGCAAUAAACUUUGAUAUGGAA
Molecule: messenger RNA, 4651 nt
Organism: Danio rerio (zebrafish)
Lineage: Eukaryota; Metazoa; Chordata; Actinopteri; Cypriniformes; Danionidae
Source: RefSeq, a predicted model, not a curated record